AUUACGGAGUGUUUAUUUACAGAGUAUUUAAUAUUAUUAUAUUUCCUCUGUUUUUAAAAGUUUUUUGCAUUAUGACUGCGUAUGUUUAACAAUGCAUUACUUCAACCAUUACGUUUCUACAAAGAAUACAUUACCAAUAUUUUGAGUACCAACCUUUGAGUACGCUAAACUUAACUCUCAUGCUACUUAGUCAUACGACACAAAGUCAUAAAGUAGCACAAAAAUUAAAUCUCCUCAAAUUUAGGAACUUUCAAAGUCAACACCUUUCUCUUUCUUCCCUCCUUCCCUGUCUCCCAUCUCUGUUUCCCAUCUCAGGAGCUCCCCUGGCCAUGAGCUCCAAUGAAACAGAGGAGCUCAUCACUCCACACCCGCCUUCGCCAUCACCACUGCCAUCGAAACCCAAACACCACCCUCGAAACCCAACCUCUCUUCUUCUUCAACCCUUUCAAUGGCUCAAAAUGCUCUCUACCACUCUCCACCCCACUUUCAUCCUAGGCAUCAUUCUUGUCUACGGCCUCAACCUCGGCUUCUCCGACUCCUACUUCCGUGUUGUAACAGAUUACUAUUGGAAAGACGUACAAAAAAUCAACCCUUCAUCAGCUCAGUUCUACAUUGGUUUCUACUUCAUCCCUUGGAUCUUAAGACCUCUCUGGGGGCUCCUUACUGAUGUACUCCCUAUAAUGGGAUAUCGUCGUAGGCCGUAUUUUGUUAUUGCUGGUGUUGUUGGUGUUUCAUCCGCGGUUCUUGUGACCAUUGCAACGAAGUUGCCUGCUAGCUUGGCACUCCUUUGUUUCAUUGGAGUUCAUGGUGGUAUGGCGAUGGCAACCGCGACAAUCGAUGCUUGUACUGCUAAGAAUAGUAUAGAAGUGAAGGAAUUAGCAGCUGAUUUGCAGAGUCUUUGUGGAUUUUGCCAUUCUUUGGGAGCUUUGUUGGGGUAUUCUACUAGUGGGUUUCUUGUUCAUAAACUUGGAGCUCAGGGAUCACUCGGGAUUCUUACUAUUGCACCAACAGCAUUCCUACUUUUGGGAUUCCUUAUUUAUGAGUUAAGAUUUGCCAACUCAACCAGUCAAGGUUCUAAGAAGGUUGUAGAGAGGAUAGGAGGCGCAAUGGAGGAUAUGUAUAGAACAAUAAAGUUCCCUCAAGUGUGGAAGCCAUCACUCUUCAUGUUUCUAUCUUUGGCCCUAAGUUAUAGCACUCAUGAAGGUCAUUUUUAUUGGUAUACUGAUCCUGUAGCUGGUCCCGGAUUUUCCAAGGAAUUCGUAGGAAUGAUGUAUGCAAUCGGAGCUGUAGGCUCAAUGAUUGGUGUAUUCAUCUACCACAAAUUCUUGAAAGACUUCUCACUUAGAGAUCUCCUCUUCUAUGCCCAACUCCUAUACGUCGCAUCUGGAAUGUUGGAUCUUAUGUUCAUUCUUAGAUGGAAUUUACCUCUUGGAAUCCCUGAUCCAGUCUUCAUUAUAGUGGAGGAAACUAUCUAUCACGUAAUAGGUCGCAUUCGAUGGAUGCCAAUGGUAGUUUUGAGCACAAGGCUUUGCCCUUUAGGCAUUGAGGGUACAUUUUUUGCACUCCUAAUGUGCAUUGAUAGUGUAGGCUCACUUUCUUCUAAAAUGUUGGGAGGCAUGGUGCUUCAUUAUUUGGAUAUUUCAAGAACUAAUUUUAGUAAUUUGUGGCUGGCAAUUCUAGUAAGAAAUUGCUUGAGAUUUGGUACAAUUGCUUUGAUUUUUCUGGUACCAAAUGCAACCCAACAUGAUGUUUUAGUUCCUUCAAACAUUACUUCAAAUAGGAAUACAAGUACUAGGGUACAAGAAGCAACUUUGGAACUUGUACCUCUUAGUGAAAAAUUAGACAUUUGAUUUACCAAAAAUUUUGUUUUGUCCUAUAGCUUAGGAGCGAGUAGAUAUUAUGUACAAACUCUAUUUUUUUUUUUUUGAAGUAUGACACGUGUCGAAUAUGGAAUUGUCCUUUUUUUUUUUAAUUAUAGGCGAAUACAUCACUGCAUUAUUUGGCGCCGUUCACUUCAUUUUAUUUUUGCUGAACUUAAAUUAUUUUUACUGAACUGAAAUUAAUUGUACUAAAGUGA
Chenopodium quinoa (quinoa) is the source of this 2077-nucleotide messenger RNA. RefSeq names its product probable folate-biopterin transporter 6. NCBI's taxonomy places the organism in Eukaryota, Viridiplantae, Streptophyta, Magnoliopsida, Caryophyllales, Amaranthaceae. The record is from RefSeq and is a predicted model, not a curated record. The transcript is spliced from 4 exons. Bases 180 to 1850 code for a protein of 556 amino acids.